AAUAUAGCAAUGUGCAGUCAGAACUCGAUAUAACGAAGUCGUUAUUUCAAAUAUUCGAUAAAACAAAUAAUUUUAUUAUACCGAACUAAUAUAUUUUUAUUAAUUUUGGCCAAUUCCAAAGAUCGGCGGAUAUGAACAUUUUUCAUAUCAGAUAUGUAUUUACAGUUCAAUGUUUUGUUAUCGGAGUCAGCCUAUUUUUAAAACCGAUCACGUCAUUAUUGUCGGGAUCAAGAAUAAAUAUUUUGCAUAAAUGAUUAUUAUUUGUUAUUGUUACCUAAUUCAUGUUACAAUCACUUCAGAGUUCAGAAUUAGCUGAGCUCGGAAUUAACUGUCCACAAUUUAUCAGACGAUUUUUGAUGGAGCAAUUGUGGAACAUACAAAUUAUAUAAAAGAUUUUUAAAAUUACUUUUAUUUUCAACUUUAAAAAAAUGGAUAUUUCCUAUAUCUUAAUUUUCUUCCCUAGCAUUGUAAUUGCUCAAAGCGACAAAGAACAAAAUAAUGAUGAUGCUUUUAUUGAUAAUUUAUUCUUUACAAUUUUGCCAAUUAUUAUUUCGAUAAUUGCAUUUACCGACAAAGAAAAUGACCAUAUUCAUUAUGGAUACUGGGUCAAUCUUUUCCACACUGUCGUUUCUUCUCACCUUUUACCAUUGGUAUUAUCUAUCAUCAAUGAAUUCGCUACAGAAGAUGCACCAAGAGCGAUUAGUUGGUUUACCAUCUAUAUGAUUAUUUGCAUAAUUAUAAAAAUUAUUUCACGUUUUUUUCACUAUUCCGUCAACAAAUCACGUAACCCGGAAGUUUCUUUACUUAAUAUACACUCGUUUGAAAAUUUGGUGGGAGUAAAACGAUAUCUUUUCAUAUUUUUUGAUUUCUUUUAUCCCCUAAUUUAUCAAGUACUUAUCCAUGUUUUAGUAAUGAUAGGCUAUUUUUUAUAUAUCGAUUUUUUACAUUUCCAUCUAUCCUUUCAAGCAAUAUUCAUUCGAAUUUUAAUAUUCCUAAUGACCAUCGCAAUUUUCAUUUUUUAUUUUAUAGUAUCAAAUUUCUACUAUGCAUAUUAUAUUUCAACCUCGUUUUUGUUCCUUUCUUUCAUUGGUUUGGUCAUGACCAAAAAUUCAUUAGCCAUAAAAAUUGUCUUCAUAUGCAUGCUAGUCUUUUUGACUCAAUCGGCUAACUUUAUUAAAAAGGUUCGCAAGGGUAAAGAUGGAGGUUUACUCUGGAUAAUGGAUCAUAUACAAUGGUUUAUAGUACAAUUAAUAUAUUGCAAUAUCCUCAUAAAAUGUGAUGAGAAUAAGCUGAAUUUGUGUGAUGAUUGUAAAAGACUACGUGGAGAUUGCGAGAAUCCAAGUCCAUGCAAAAUACUAUGUUGCAAUUGCACAAAUCCAUGCAAAGGAUUUCAAUUGUGCGAUGAUUGCAAAAGAAAAAUAGGUAAAGCACCACAGUGGGUUGUGAAGCGCAUACAUUGUUAUAUAAGCCUCAGGGCUGAUCUUAAUCAUUUGAAAGAUGGUAAGAUCGCAAUAUCUUCACAUCCUUUUGAAGCUAAUUGAGAUGAUCGUUCUUAUACUUCAAAGACUAUAUGUGGUUAGGCGGAAAAAAUAUAUGUAAUAUUGCAGAAUUUAUAAUAAAAUCAGUAUAUAGUAAUAAAAUUAAGAAAAUUGCUAAUUAUAACCGCAGGUGAUAUCACCUCCAGUAUGGUCACAUGAUUGAAUUAUUAUUGAU
Molecule: messenger RNA, 1713 nt
Organism: Rhizophagus irregularis DAOM 181602=DAOM 197198
Lineage: Eukaryota; Fungi; Glomeromycota; Glomeromycetes; Glomerales; Glomeraceae
Source: RefSeq, a predicted model, not a curated record